GGCUGGGGUGCCGCCAAGUCAAGUUUUGUCAACAAGAAGCCAAAACAUCUGGCUAACACAGGUGAGACUGGGCCAAAGACAUCUGUAGCAUACAUGUGAGACUGGGCCAAAACAUGUGUAUCAUACAGGUGAGACUGGGCCAAAACAUCUGUAUCAUACAGGUGAUACUGGGCCAAAACAUCUGUAUUAUGCAGGUGAGACUGAGCCAAAACAUCUGUGUCAUACAGGUGAGGCUAAGCAAAAACAUAUGUAUCAUACAGGUGAGACUGGUCCAAAACAUCUGUGUCAUGCAUGUGAGACUGAGCCAAAACAUCUGGCUAACACAGGUGAGACUGGGCCAAAACAUCUGUGUCAUACAGGUGAGGCUAAGCAAAAACAUCUGUAUCAUACAGGUGAGACUGGGCCAAAACAUCUGUAUUAUGCAGGUGAGACUGAGCCAAAACAUCUGGCUAACACAGGUGAGACUUGCCAAAACAUCUGUAUCAUACAGGUGAGACUGAGCCAAAACAUCUGUAUCAUGCAGAUGAGACUGCGCCAAAACAUCUGGCUAACACAGGUGAGACCGGGCAAAAACAACUGCAUCAUACAUGUGAGACUGCGGACUUCCAUCUUAUGGACAUGGGAGAAAGCAGAAGAUGUUUCCAUAUUUUAAAUUUGUUGUGCUAUAUUUUUUGUUUCGAUUGGGGAUGUGAAUUCACAAGAUCCUUAUUGUCGUUUUGAUGACAUGACAUCGUUAAGGAAUAGAAUAACUGUAAUAACAAAUGAAAGUACCCGGAGAGUUUCAAAGGAUCUUUGUAACAUCAGGCGCGUCAUAGCUUUAUACAGAUAUCCAUAACAGGAUAUAUCUCUAGCAACAUAUGCAUUGGUUUAAUUUUUGUUAUAUGAGGUUAUCUAUACCAAUGUGAUUUUUUAUAUUGGUGUUCUUUCGUUUGUUAUGUUGUGGCUGCUGUUUUUUUUUUUUUUAAUUUUAUGUAUUUUCUUUUAAAGGAAAUGUUUUAAAUCUAUAAACUUGACCCUCUUUAUUUCCUUCCAUCCCAGCUUUGAGUUCACCGCAAGCGCUAAUUAUUUCAUUCUAUCACAGCUUUGAGGUCACCGCAAGCGCUCAUUCUUUCAUUUCAUCACAGCUUUGAGUUGACCGCAAGCGCUAAUUCUUUCAUUCCAUCGAGUUCACCGCAAGCGCUCAUUCUUUCAUUUCAUCACAGCUUUGAGUUGACCGCAAGCGCUAAUUCUUUCAUUCCAUCGAGUUCACCGCAAGCGCUCAUUCUUUCAUUGCAUCACAUCUUUGAGUUUACUGCAAGCGCUCAUUCUUUCAUUCCAUCCCAGCUUUGAGUUUACUGCAAGCGCUCAUUCUUUCAUUCCAUCCCAGCUUUGAGUUUACUGCAAGCGCUCAUUCUCUCAUUCCAUCCCAGCUUUGAGUUUACUGCAAGCUGUCCGCUCUUCACAAGGCACCCAGGGCAAAAACAAAGUGUUCCCCAGUGACAACGGAAGAAAGGCUCCUGUCAACGGCCCACCUCCCGUAGCCAAGAAACCAGCGCAUCCUUUGUUGGCAAAACUCCGGGCUGCCAAACAAACGCCAAAUAUUCCAGUGGCUGUGAUUCAGGGGAAGCAAUCAAUCAAAGCCAACGGCGCGGCCACCAGAGAAAGGCAAGUCUAACAUCAAGUGCUAAAUUAUAUAAACCGGGGUAUUGUAUAUUUAGUUCCUUGUAUGAUUAUGAUGGUACUAAUAAGAGUGAUAUUGACUUUUUCUCAGGAACAAGAACGCUUCCCAGACUGCUUUUAGAGCAGCCAUUUUGGAUUUUAGUCGGAAAGCGGCCAGAGAGCAGAG
Lymnaea stagnalis (great pond snail) is the source of this 1825-nucleotide messenger RNA. The record is from the annotation of a GenBank genome assembly. Lineage: Eukaryota; Metazoa; Mollusca; Gastropoda; Lymnaeidae.